Messenger RNA from Daktulosphaira vitifoliae (grape phylloxera), 2375 nucleotides. Its product is annotated as zinc finger protein 774-like. The transcript is spliced from 2 exons. Lineage: Eukaryota; Metazoa; Arthropoda; Insecta; Hemiptera; Phylloxeridae. The annotation marks the transcript as partial. The record is from RefSeq and is a predicted model, not a curated record.
UUGAAUUAUUCUAACCAUAUAUUUUGUUGUGACAUAUGUUUAGCUUUGUGGGUUGGUCAUGUUGAAAGAGCAUUUAAGUGUCCCAACGAAAACUGUCAUAGGAAUUAUAAGACGAAACCGGGUUUGUAUAAUCACUUAAAGUAUGAAUCUAUUCGUUUGCUGUAUAAUUCCAAAUCUGGCCGAAUGAACAAGUAUCCUGGUCCGUCAGAGGAUGGCUUCUAUUAUUGUUCAAAUAAAUGUGGAAAGAGAUAUAAAUCAAAACAAGCCAUCAGUGUACACAUGAGAUAUGAAUGCGGUGUUAAACCAAAGUUCUACUGUCAAGAAUGCAAUAAAUAUUUUAAGCAACCAGUCAGUUAUAAGGCUCAUAAAAUGAACGUUCACAAAUAUUUAUUUGAUGGUUAAUGUAAUUUAAGAUGUCUUUUAUAAAAUACUAAAUUUGAAUAUUUCAAUGUGUAAUUUUCAUUAAAAAUAUUUUAGAUCUAAAUUAAAGUAAUCUCGUAGAUUUUUGAACUCUUGAAAACUGUUUUAAUCUAAACAUAACGGUAACAUAAUUUUAAUUUGAAGAGUAUAGAUUUGUAUAUUAAUAUAUUCUUUAGCAUACCUAUGAAAGUAUUAUCUUGGAGAAUAAUUUACAUUUUAAACAAGUAUUGUUUCCUAAGCUAAUUGUUUUUAAUUUAGUAUUUUAUCAUAGAAAAUUUAAUUACUUGUAAAGUAAAAGCUGUUUAAAUAAGUACUUUAAAUUAAUUUAUGUAUAGCUGUUAACAAUUUUUUGAUAAAUUAUUAAAGCAUUUUAUAUUGUAUUAUUUUUAAAUUUACAUCCUUAGAAUUUUCAUUAUUAGAUUUAGAUUAAAUUAAGUUUUCAUGGCUUAUUUUUUUUUCCUAUUAAAGAGAUAUAUAUUUUUAUAUUAUAUGGGGACUUGUGUGACAUUAUUAUUUACUAGUUCAUUUUGAAAAUAUAGUGAUUUAUAUUAAAAUUAACACAUCAUAUUACAAUUAAUUAUACUUUAUACGACCAAGUUGCAGUAUCUUCAUUAUUUUUAUUUACAAUGUUGUCUCAUAUAGUUUUGUCUUUCUUUAUUUUUUAACCCUCAUUUCAGUGAUAUGCGAAUUAAUAAGAAUCAGUUGGACUACUUUUUAUAAAAAUAAUAUUAAUAUUUGUUAAAAUAUCUGUAUAUUUUUACACACUUUACUUUACUAAUAAGGACUUAUAAUACUCUAAAAUAGUUAAUAUGUAUUGAUCGUUUUGAUUAUAGUGAUUAAGUGGUUAGAUAUGUUAGAUGAAUUGAUCAAAACUGUACCAACAGUCUGUCCAAACAAUUGUGGGCGCAAAUUUAGCGAUCGUAGUAGGAGAUAUCACUUAAAGAGGCAUCUACUUGAAGAAUGUGGAGUGAUACAAUCAUGUUCUUUGUGUAAAAAACAAUUUGGCCACUACAAAAGCCUCAGAUUUCAUUUGGCAUCAAAACAUCAAAUAUUUAUUUAAAAUUGUAUUGUGUAGUUAAACUUUACAUAAAAUGUUAAAAAAAAAUGUUUUAUUGUGAAAUUGAAUGAUGUUAGUAAAAAAAGGUCCUAGUAACUUAAUCUAACUUUUUUAGAAAACCUUAACUUAUGAUUGACUUUAGAUUAUAUUUUUUUAUAUUUACAUAUAUUACAUUUAACAAAAUAUAAUAUGGUUUUAAAAUAAAUUACACGCGAUGUACAAUACUAUUGAAAUACUUUUUUUUAAAUUAUUUAACAAAAAAAAUCAAGUUUUGACUCCUUAUAAACUCUUAUUUACUAAAAACGUCUAAAUUUAGGUAUUUUUCAAACUAUGUCCAAUAUAAACUAUAUAUAUAUAUAUCAUACAGCUUAUUAUUACAUUAUAUUUGUUCUGUUUAUUUAUAAUUAAUUUUUUUUCAAACCACAAACAUAUUUUUUUAAGUUUUUCGUCCGAGUUCUUAUAUUGUUUUCUACGUUUGCUAAAGUUGACAAGUACUAUACAUUUGUUAAUGAUAAAAAAACCAGUAGAAUAAAAACUUUUUACAUUUAUUUUAAAUGUAAUCAUCGCUAUUAUUAAAUUAUUUGAGGUGUUGGACAUGUUUUAAAAAACUGAGAAAAACCAAGAAAUUAACUUAAUAGAACAAAUUUUUAAUUCCGAUUUGUUGCUGUGUUCUUUUGUAAAUUCAAAUGUUAUGUCACUUAAAUGUUAUUAUAUUAAUAUUUGAUUUUUCUUUAUAACAAAUCUUGUAUUUACAUUAAUAUAUUAUUGUCAUCAUUUGAAAAAUAAAGUGGAUUUCUUAAUUUUUUGUGUUCUCUUUUGAGCUAUAUUGCAAAGCUGGGAAAGUAUUGUGUAGGUUUUUCAUUAAAAAAUAUAGUUAAACUCUAUCAAUAAAAUACUU